UGUUACUCAAAUAUGGGAAUCGGAUUGGUUCAUGCGAAGCAAAAGCUACAACGAACCCUAUCGGCGAGAACCAGGAACACGUUGGCGACCUCAAAUGUUCCGAAAGGCCAUGUUGCGGUUUAUGUCGGAGAAGACAACAAGAAGAGGUUUGUGAUUCCAAUAUCUUUCUUGAACCAUCCUCUGUUUCAAGACUUGUUAGAUCGAGCCGAGGAAGAAUUCGGGUUCAAUCAUCCAAUGGGAGGUCUUACAAUUCCUUGUAGUGAAGAACAGUUCGUUAGAAUUACUACAAUCUUGAACAGUUGA
This is a messenger RNA of Gossypium raimondii (Peruvian cotton), 303 nucleotides long. Its product is annotated as auxin-induced protein X15. The record is from RefSeq and is a predicted model, not a curated record. NCBI's taxonomy places the organism in Eukaryota, Viridiplantae, Streptophyta, Magnoliopsida, Malvales, Malvaceae. Gene Ontology annotation, biological process: response to auxin. Bases 13 to 303 code for a protein of 96 amino acids. The transcript has a single exon.